AUGGAGACCAACGUGCUUCUGAAUCUCGUCCACGUGGCACAGGACCAGGUUUGGGUUGACAAAGUGAAUGAAACCCACAUGACAAGCCGUCUUUGCCCAUGGGUCUCGACUUUCCAUCCAGAUAAACUGCCCUGUGUACUUGAAGGUGCCUUUCACAAUGGGGCAUUUAAUGCCGGCGUGAAGAUGGUCUUCACCGACAAUUCGGCCUGGAUGGUGCGUUUCCCUCGUUUUGGGAUGGUCUGUGAAGACUACACAGACGAAAAGGUUGCCAUGGAGGUGUCGGCCCUGAAUAUCAUCCAUGAUACGACUACCAUUCCCGUUCCAAAAGUUCGGGCUUGGGGAUAUGCUAGUAGCAACAGCCUUGGUCUUGGUCCUUUUAUCAUGAUGGACUUUAUCGACGGUGUUGGCCUCAGUAGCCUUCUCCAAGACCCGAAAGCCGAGAAAUCCAGCAGAGUCGUGAGAGAAGAUAUCAGCGAUAGUGAUAUCGAGAUUAUCUACAGACAGUUAGCGAAUUUCCUGCUUCAACUUUUCAAAUUGGAUUUCGACCAGAUCGGUAGCCUGCCAUCGCCAAACACUGAAUGCCCACGCCCUACACCACCGCGGCCGUUAACAUUCAAGGCAGAGACUAUCCUACACGACGGAGGGGUCGAUACCUUCGGCGACCGAACCGAAGGGUUUGCUACAACAACCGAAUAUUUUCAAUAUGUCAUUGGACAAGAUUGGAAGCAGCUCGCGCAUCAACCAAACUCGACUGUUGGGUUUAACCAUGCUCAAACCCAAUUCGUUGCGUUCAAAGUCCUAGAAAGCUUGAUACCUGAAUUUAUCAACGAAAAAUACGACCGCGGCAAGUUCAAGCUAAUAUGCGACGACCUCGGCUUGGCAAAUUUGAUCGUUCGUGGUGCGGAAGAUCUCACUGUGGUUGGAUUGGUGGAUCUUGAGUGGUCAUAUAUUGGACCUGCUCAACUGUUUGGCUCGGCGCCGUGGUGGCUUCUCCAAGACAGGCCCAGAAACAGCGAGUGGGACUGUGACGACACAGAGUUACCUCGGAUCGGAUCUCGUUAUUGA
Messenger RNA from Penicillium olsonii, 1065 nucleotides. The record is from the annotation of a GenBank genome assembly. Lineage: Eukaryota; Fungi; Ascomycota; Eurotiomycetes; Eurotiales; Aspergillaceae.